AUGAAUUCUUCUGUUAAUGCCAACCAUCCCGCUGCUGCCCAAGGUUCCCCUGUACUUGAUGUCAACUACUCUUCUUCUUCCGAGUCCGAGUGCUCCGGUGGUUCUUCUGGUUCUGAAGCUGGCUCUGGUUCUGAUUCUGAUGUCGUUCACCGAGGAGGUGACGAUUCCGAUCGUAUGGACGUUGAUGUUGAGGGUACGCCCGAAAACACUCGUACUGAUCAAGGUGAAGCAUCGUCUUCAACUGUAAGCCCAGUCGUAGAUUCUUCGGAAGGAUCAGAUUACGCUGGCAGAAUCGCUGUGUUGCAAAAUCGAAUUAAAGAGGAUGCAGCCACGAUUGAUAUUCUUUCUAAUGCUGGAACUGAAUUGAUGGCCAAACUUGCUACUAAUCCUUUGGAGUACAAGGUACAUUUGGACGCCAACUCGACUGCUUUAGAGUAUUUGCACAAGAGAACUGCUAAUGAUCGUGCCUCGUUGAUUUCUUUGAGAAAUGAAGAAACCAAUCUACUCGAGGUAACCUCCCGUACCGACAAGCUUACAAUCAAGAAGUCAAGAAAGGAAUUGGAUCAUACCGCAAUCAAUCCCAAGGACCUCCCUCCUUUUAACGUUCGUCCCACCAAGGCUCGCAAGGCUGCUCAUAUUGAGAAUGGUAAUGAAGACUAUUUGUUGGAAACGUUUGUUAUUUCUUUUGAGAGAGUAUACAAGAAUGCGAAUGUCGAUGUACAGAAGCACUGGUUUGUCCAUUUGGAAGGUUGUUUGGAGAAGCACUUUAUCUAUCGAGCUUGGUUCAACAAAGCUAUCAAGCCCAAGCAUAGUGCUAACAAGAAGCUUACAUGGACUACGGCUGUCAAGAUCUUACAAGAACGAUUUGUAAUCUAUUCCGACAAAGGUAUUCAAAAAGACAAUGAAGAACUUUUCGAAAAUGGUGCAAUCAAGGACAGUGAAAAUCUUGCCGCCUAUAUGUUCAGCUUCGGUAUCUUGGAGAUUACCGGUAACGUUUCGACCAAGAAUAAUUACUUGUACACUGCUUGCUUUAUCUGGAACCUCAAGAAUGAAAAACUUAAGGCUAAGGUAAUCGACGCCAUGUCCGAGUACAUGAACCUAUCCCACAAGGAUACAAGCAUCCAUGCCCCAUGUAAUGAUGAAGCUUUCUGCGACUUCUACUCUGACUUUGAAAACGUACGACAAGCUAUUACAAGGAAAUUGGCUUUACUGGAACAAUGCUUGGAAGACGAAAGAAAAAAAGGUAACGCUAAUUCUUCGUCUGGUUCGUCUUCUGAGAAGUCAAAGAAGAGAAAAGCGGUCAAUGGUGCUGGUGUCACUCCCCCUUGGUCAAGCCCUUCUUCCUCUUCUUCUUCUGCUGCUGCUGCUCCCCCUGCAUCUUCUUCAAGUGGUCCUACUAGGGAAAUCAACUUUGAUUUGGUCCGCCUCGAUUUGGUUUCGAAGCCAUCCCACGUACUGAACAGUGAGGAGAAGAACUUCUUGUUUAAAGCCAAGAAGUGUAUUUACUGCAGAGUUGCUACUUUUUCUGUUGGUCACGCCGAAGUCUGUCCCGAAAAGAAGAAGCAGUAUAAGGUAAAUAAUAAUUCAAUUCAUGACAAUAACAAUAACUUAGCUUCGUCUAAUGUUAACGUUUUGUCUAAUCAACUUAAUAACGAUCAAUCAAAUUCUAACUCCUCUGAUGUUUCUAGAAAUACUAAAAACUAUGACACUGAUGAAGAAGAGAACUUUGGUGAUGAUGAAGACGAUUUCCAAGCCGCCUAUAGAAGCUUGGACGACUUUAUUUGUAAUGAUAAUGAUGAAGUUGAUUCUUUUAAUAAAAAUAUAUUUGCCAUAAAAAUUAAUAAUGAUAGAAAUGUAUUUAUUAAUAAGGGAAAAAGUUUAAAAGGCUCGGAUGAUUUAUUUAAUUCCGAGAGUGUGGCUUAUUCACCCAUCACCCCUAUUAUAAUUAAUUCUGUAAAAACUUAUUGUACCUUAGACACAGGUGCUCAAGUUUCUAUUAUUGAUAAGCAAUUUGCUAUUGAUCAUAAUAUCCAAUUUCAUCACUGUGAAACUUUUUAUCGGUCCAAUUUUUUAAAAAAAAAUGAAAAAGUUAGACCGGCGGUAACGGUCCAAAAAUUGGACCGAUUAUAUAAAAAAUCGGUCGCAUUUUUGGACAGAUUUUGUAAGAAAUCGGUCGCAUUUUUGGACCGAUACUGA
This is a messenger RNA of Mucor mucedo, 2196 nucleotides long. RefSeq lists its product as uncharacterized. Gene Ontology annotation, molecular function: aspartic-type endopeptidase activity. NCBI's taxonomy places the organism in Eukaryota, Fungi, Mucoromycota, Mucoromycetes, Mucorales, Mucoraceae. Gene Ontology annotation, biological process: proteolysis. The transcript has a single exon. The coding region runs from base 1 to 2196 and encodes 731 amino acids. The record is from RefSeq and is a predicted model, not a curated record.